GUUCUCUCACCACACCACAAAGCAGCUGGGCAAGAGCGAAUACGUUUGUCGACGCUGCUUUCUCUUUUUUUUUUGGGAUCGUAGUAGAAGCGCCAACAACAUCGGCAGGGAGUGUAGGAGAAGGAGAGGAAAAGCUUGAGGCAUUGUACUAGACGUAUUGAAACUUCCUCUGCUGCUGCUGAGUUUUCUAGCGAACGCACGCCAAAUUAGUUGUGUGCGUGUGAAGAGUGGAGCACCGGGGGGAGCUGCCUGCCUUUUUUUGACGCUGCUCUUCAACAGGCGCAACGGAGAUACAAGACGGCAGUGUCUGACGGCUCCAUUUCCUCGGCCUUCCUUCUAUUUCCGCGUUAGCUUGGCAUUCCCUGCACAGGACACACAUGCUUCGCCUCUCAACGGCACUGCGCAGCAGGGUGGCCCCGUCAUCUCUGCACACGUUGGCUCAUCAACUCCUGGACGUGCAGAAUGCGUCUGGCCGCACCUUAAUGUCUGCCAUGGGACCUAAGUGCUUCUCCACACAAGGGAUGCUGCUCAUGGGCGCCGCAAACGGGAUGUGCUUCCUCACGUACUGUAUCAUGACCAACUGGAUCUACGAAGGCUACGUGGACCUGUGGUACGGAGUGUACGGCUUAGACGACGAUGAUGACGACGAUGACGAUUGA
Molecule: messenger RNA, 659 nt
Organism: Leptomonas pyrrhocoris
Lineage: Eukaryota; Euglenozoa; Kinetoplastea; Trypanosomatida; Trypanosomatidae
Product: unspecified product
Exons: 1
Coding region: 378-659 (93 amino acids)
Source: RefSeq, a predicted model, not a curated record